UGUGAAAUGGGGAUAUGAUCGAAGAACACGACAGUUAAUAAUGAAAAAUUUGAAGAAAGAAAAAAUGAAAAGAAAGAGGAAAGGGUCAAGAGAGCAUAUAUUCCCUUCUCCAACAGAGCCCCACUCAUGUUUCCAGAUAUGGAGUGAGAGAAGAAAGAAAAAGAAUAACAUCAACCACUCCAAGCUUUGUAUAUAAAUCCUCCAUAUCUUUGCCAACAAACCCAACAAUCUUUGAAAACAAAUAACUCUUUAGUUUUUUUUUAUUUAUAUCUCUUGCGUGGUUGUUCUUAAUUGUAUACUCUAGAGAGAGAUUUAUAUGUGUUUAUAUAUCAAUGGAGAGCAACACUAAUAAUGAUAAUAAUCUCAAGACAAAGGUGAGUCUUGUGUUGUCAACAGAUACUAAGCCCAGACUCAAAUGGACUUGUGAGCUUCAUCACAGAUUCAUCGAAGCCGUUAAUCAACUCGGUGGACCUAACAAAGCAACACCUAAGGGUUUGAUGAAGGCUAUGGAGAUCCCUGGGCUUACCUUGUAUCACCUCAAGAGCCAUUUACAGAAAUAUCGGCUAGGGAAGAGCCUAAAAUUCGAUGAUAACAAGCUAGAAGUUUCCUCAGCUUCAGAAACCCAAGAAGCUGAGAGUAAAAACGAUUCUAGAGAUUUUAGAGGCGAUGCCAACGAAGAAAACAACGAUUCAGCUAACGAAGGCUUGAAAAUCACGGAGGCUCUACAACUGCAAAUGGAAGUUCAGAAGAAACUUCAUGAACAAAUCGAGGUUCAGAGGCAUUUGCAAGUAAAGAUUGAGGCACAAGGAAAGUAUUUACAGUCAGUUUUGAUGAAAGCUCAACAAACUCUCGCUGGCUACACAUCUUCCACUCUUGGCAUGGAAUUUGCUAGAAGCGAGCUCUCUAGAUUAGCUUCAAUGGUGAAUCCGAGUUCUUCCUUCUCAGAGCUAACGCAAAUGGAAGAUUACGAAGAAGAAGGAUUCUUGUGGUGCAAGAAACCAGAAAACAGAGGAGUUGGACAGCCAAGACGUUCAGUUGAGAGCUCGUUGACAUCUUCAGAGAGCUCAGAGACAAAACUGAAUAAUAAUAACGACGAGAGGAAAUCGAUGGAGCUUCCAUUGAUGGAGAUCAAAUCAGAAGUGAUGAUGGAGAAGCAAAAGAAGAGAAGCUUAAACGACGUCCUUUGUGUGGAACAUCAGCCUCUUAAGAAAAGAGAUUUUGGAGUUGACGAUGAUGAUGAGCAGCACUUGAGGUUGAGUUUGAAUAGUUACAAGAAAAACAUGGGGACAUGUCCGAACAUAGGACUAUGGUUCGAGUGAGAAAAAAAAUCAGUUUAUUAAGAUAUAUAAAUAUUUUAAUAAAAUCCAAUAUACAAA
Molecule: messenger RNA, 1376 nt
Organism: Raphanus sativus (radish)
Lineage: Eukaryota; Viridiplantae; Streptophyta; Magnoliopsida; Brassicales; Brassicaceae
Product: myb family transcription factor PHL8
Exons: 6
Coding region: 333-1319 (328 amino acids)
Molecular function (GO): DNA-binding transcription factor activity; DNA binding
Source: RefSeq, a predicted model, not a curated record